Wasmannia auropunctata (little fire ant) is the source of this 8370-nucleotide messenger RNA. RefSeq names its product multidrug resistance protein homolog 49 (gene Mdr49). NCBI's taxonomy places the organism in Eukaryota, Metazoa, Arthropoda, Insecta, Hymenoptera, Formicidae. Gene Ontology annotation, cellular component: membrane. Gene Ontology annotation, biological process: transmembrane transport. The record is from RefSeq and is a predicted model, not a curated record. Gene Ontology annotation, molecular function: ATP hydrolysis activity; ATP binding; ABC-type transporter activity. The transcript has 18 exons. The coding region runs from base 1090 to 5130 and encodes 1346 amino acids.
AAACUGCCUUCUGUCCGCAACGUGUCGAACCGUAGCCGGCCGGGCUAAAACCCGUCGUCGCACAGACGGAGUCCUUCUUCAAGCCAAAGGAAGCCCUACGGAAGGAGAGAGAGAGAGAGAGAGUGGCUCUUAUCUGAGAAUUUCCUUAUCUCGAGAACGCCGGGCGGAAUUAUACCGGAAACUCUCGAAUUCCACUGCUUCUUUUUCUGUACGACAAAUUAAAUUUCGCAGCGCGGAUGGGUACCGCUAUCGUCGGCUCGAAGGGCCGUUAGAGGCAUUUAUUCGAUCCGCUAGCGUGGAAACAUAGCCCGUGCCCGAUGAGUAUUCGAUGGACGUGCGGCCGUAUGGUGAAGCAGAGGAGAUUUAUCGGGAAUACCAACAACAAAAUGAUCAAUAUACGGGAACCCUUGUAGAUGUCUCUUAGAGGGAUAAUUUAAUACGCACGAGGCGAAUGUGAGAAACGUUGUUUCUCAGUAAAUUAGGUGCGAAAGCUGAGUCCUGUACGAGAUUUAACCGGAAUUUCAGUCGGCGGCAUUGCCAUUCGCAUUGCCCGGAUGCGCGAGAAGCGUCGUCGCGCGUUAUAAAAAGAGUUUGCAGAUACGUCAACGGGUGACGAAGCAUUUUGCCAGGUCCCCCCGCUCGUCUCUCCUGGUGGACGAGCGCCAAAUCCGUCGCGCACGGAUCUAGAUGUGAUCGCAUUUGUGAUUCGAUUACCUUUCUCGCAUUUUAUCGAGAUUUACAGAGAUUUUUUUACUUUCUUAUUACGAUUUUUAGACGCUGUAUCGCUUUAUAUUACGGAGGUGGAAGGCGCAGAGUCAAAAUAAUAAUCGAGAGUAUUAACCAUAGUAUUCAUUAUCACGUUCAUGCAACUCUCGCAGCAUUGAUACAGAGGGAGAGACUAAACGGAUUUGUAUAUCCGCAAUCUCGCGAGGGAACACGUGUGUGGUCGGACUCUGCAGUACAGCAGAAAAAAAAGGGCGAACGACGUCUGUUUCAACUCGGCGAAGCCCGAAUUUUCGACCCCCCCCCUCAUGUGUGCCGUGCCCGGCAGAGUUUUCGUCAUAAUGAGUCGUUAAUUAAGAAUGCACAAUGACGCAGCGAAUUUAUCCUCUGUCGACGAGUCCCCGCGAGGGGUCGCCGGAUAUGCAAAUGGAGACGUUCAGAGAAAAUCACUCCCCCCACCAGGGAAGAAUCCUAUCAAGGUACACGCGACAAGACGUGGAGAAGGAUAAACACGAAGCCGAAUACAUGCUACGAGAAAAUGGCAAAGCAAUGGAAUUUAUGUCAUCGCAAACGAAGAAGGAGGAGGAGGAUAAGCCAGCCUCGGAGUCGCCAUCGCUGGUACCAGUGCCUUACUACAAACUGUUUCGAUUUGCGACGUGGGGCGAGUUGAUACUGGUCUUCUUAGGCCUGAUAUUGGGUGGCCUCGACGGCCUGUGCAUUCCGAUUGUAAUUAUCGAAUACGGUGAAUUCAGCACUAUGCUACUGGAUCGUACCAGGGAGAACGAUACGUCCACACCGACCGUCAUAUUGCCAUGGUUCGGGGGUGGGAAGAUUUUAUAUCCUAAUGCAACUUUCGAAGAAAGGAUGGACGCUCUUUACGACGAUUCGGUGGCCUUUGGCGUCGCCUGCGCGGCGACAGCGGCGGUCAUGUUUGUCAUCAGCAUGCUCAUGGUAGACUUGCUCAACAUAGCAGCCGCCAGACAAAUCUCCCGAGUGCGCAAGAUGUUCCUGAAAGCCGUGCUGAGGCAGGACAUGUCGUGGUACGACACGAACACGUCGACAAAUUUCGCCAGUAGAAUCAACGAGGAUUUGGAGAAACUGAAGGAUGGCAUAGGAGAAAAGCUGAGUAUAAUAACCUAUCUAAUCACGUCGUUCGUCGCUUCCGUCGUCAUCUCGUUCGUAUACGGUUGGAAGCUGACCCUGGUCAUGCUAAGCUGCACGCCGGUCAUAAUAAUCGCCACGGCGGUUGUCGCCAAGGUGCAGAGCUCUCUCUCGGCCCACGAGCUGGCGGCUUACGGUCAGGCCGGUAACGUCGCCGAGGAGGUCCUCGCCGCUAUCAGGACCGUGGUAGCCUUUAACGGCGAGCAGAAGGAGGUGGAGAGGUACUCGGAGAAACUCGGACCCGCGGAGAAGACUGGCAUCAGAAGGGGCAUGUGGUCCGGGAUCGGCGGUGGCGUCAUGUGGCUCAUCAUAUAUCUCAGCUACGCGCUGGCAUUCUGGUACGGCGUGCAAUUAAUCCUGGACGACCGCCCGAAGGAGGUGAAAGAAUACACUCCUGCCGUCAUGGUAAUUGUGUUCUUCGGCGUGUUGAGCGGCGCCCAAAAUAUGGGCCUCACCUCACCUCAUCUCGAGGCGUUCGCGAUGGCGCGCGGCUCGGCGGCCGCGGUCUUCAGAGUUAUCGACCGCGUACCGUCGAUCGACAGCCUCAGCAAGGAGGGCCGACGGCUGGACACCGUCAAUGGCGAGAUCGAGUUCAGGAACGUCAAAUUCCGCUACCCGGCGAGGAAGGACGUCCAGGUGCUCGACGCGCUCAAUCUGCAGAUCAAUCGCGGCGAAACGGUGGCUCUCGUAGGCGAGUCCGGAUGUGGUAAAUCGACCUGUUUGCAGCUAGUUCAACGGCUCUACGAUCCCCUGGACGGGCAGGUCCUGCUGGACGGGGUCGACGUGUCGACGUUGAACGUUCAAUGGCUGCGCUCGCACAUCGGCGUGGUCGGCCAGGAGCCGGUGCUCUUUGACACAACGAUACGCGAGAACAUCCGCUACGGAAAUGACAGCAUUACCGAGGAGGAGAUGAUCAAAGCCGCGAAGGAAGCGAACGCUCACGACUUCAUCAGCAAACUGCCGGAGGGUUACGACAGUCCGGUUGGCGAGAGAGGCUCGCAGAUGUCGGGCGGACAGAAGCAGAGAAUCGCCAUCGCACGCGCGCUGGCGAGGAACCCGGCGAUUCUGCUGCUGGAUGAAGCUACUUCAGCCUUGGACGUCCACAGCGAGGCGAUCGUGCAGAGGGCCCUCGACGCGGCGGCAAAGGGAAGAACGACGAUUAUAGUCAGCCACAGACUUUCUACCAUCAGGGACGUCGACAGGAUCGUGUGUAUCAAGGACGGGGUCGUCGUCGAGCAGGGGACCCACGAGGAAUUGAUGGCGCUUAAGAAGCACUAUUACGGACUGCAGUCCGCCCACGCGGAGACCGCGACUAAAGAUAAAGAUAAGGUCACGAAGGUUGCCAGGACCAUGUCGACUCCGAAAAUGAAGAAGAAACCGACAUUGAAUCAACAGUUCUCAACGUUAUCCGCGCACUCCCAUCGACUCUCUCUCGCGAGGUCUGAUUCAUCGGUAGAAAUCUUGGAAGAGAAACCUUACGACGCGCCUAUGAUGAGAAUAUUUGGACUGAAUAGACCGGAAUGGCUAUUAAAUUUGAUCGGAAGUCUCGCGGCAGCGUUGGUAGGCGCCUCUUUCCCAGCUUUCGCUAUACUGUUUGGUGACAUUUACAAGAUACUGAAUUAUCCCGAUCCCGACGAGGUUAUGAAGGAGACCAUCUAUCUCUCGAUCCUCUUCAUCGUCGUCGGCGUGCUCACAGGUCUCGGCACGUACCUGCAGAUGCACAUGUUCGGCCUGUCCGGCGUGCGUAUGACGACGCGAAUAAGGCGGAUGGCGUUCACCGCGAUGCUGAAGCAGGAGAUGGGCUGGUACGACGAGGACAACAACAGCGUGGGCGCGCUCUGCGCGAGGCUGUCGUCGGACGCCGCGGCGGUCCAGGGCGCGACCGGGACGCGCGUCGGCUCCAUGCUCCAGGCCUUCUCGACCCUCGUGAUCGGCAUCGGACUGUCCCUGUCCUACACGUGGAAGAUGACGCUGGUCUCGGUGGUGUCGAUCCCGCUGGUGCUCGCCUCGGUGUUCUUCGAGGCGCGCGUCAUGGGCGGCCAGGGGAUGCAGGAGAAGAAGAAGAUGGAGGCGGCCACCCGGGUGGCCGUCGAGGCGAUAACCAACAUACGUACGGUCGCGAGUCUCAAUAAGGAGGACGUCUUCUUCAAGCGGUACUGCGUGGAACUGGACCACGUCGCCCGGGCGACCAGAACCAGGAACAGGCUGAGGGGAUUGGUGUACUCGUGCGGCCAGACCGUUCCGAUGUUCAGUUACGCCAUAAGCCUUUAUUACGGCGGUUACCUGGUGGCCCAGGAGGGACUGAGCUACGAGAUGGUCAUUAAGGUGUCGGAGGCGUUGAUCUUCGGUUCGUGGAUGCUCGGUCAGGCACUAGCGUUCGCGCCGAACUUCCAUACGGCCAAGAUAUCGGCCGGCAGAAUCUUCAUGUUACUUGACAGAGUUCCGGAAAUCACCUCGCCACCGGGAUCGGAGGGAAAGGAUUUGGAUUGGAAAGCGGACGGCUUGAUACGGUACUCGAAGCUCAACUUCAAUUAUCCGACGCGGCCGGAGAUGACAGUGCUCAAAAAUUUUGAUCUGAUCGUGAAACCGGGCCAGAUGGUGGCUCUAGUCGGCCAGAGCGGGUGCGGCAAGUCCACAUGCAUACAGGUCUUGCAGAGGCUCUACGAUCCGAUUUCUGGCACCGUAACACUGGACCGGCGUGACAUCGCCUCGGUUUCGCUGGCCACCCUCAGAUCGCAGCUCGGUGUCGUCGGGCAAGAACCCGUGCUCUUCGACCGAACGAUCGCGGAGAACGUCGCGUACGGCGACAACAGCCGACAAGCGUCCAUGGACGAGAUUAUUGAGGCCGCCAAAAACGCCAACAUACACACAUUCGUCACCUCGUUACCGCUGGGUUACGACACGCGACUGGGAUCAAAAGGCACUCAGCUUAGCGGCGGGCAGAAGCAACGAAUAGCUAUCGCACGAGCUCUAUUGAGGAAUCCACGAGUUUUACUUCUGGACGAAGCCACGUCAGCCCUCGAUUCUCAAAGCGAGCAGGUCGUGCAGGCGGCCCUGGACAAGGCCAUGCAGGGCAGAACGUGUAUCACCAUAGCCCACCGUCUGGCUACUAUAAGGAACGCCGACGUGAUCUGCGUGCUCGAUCGGGGCAACAUCGCCGAGAUGGGCACCCACGACGACCUGAUGGCGAGCGGUGGUCUCUACGCUCACUUGCACACUCUCCAGCAGUCCUCUGUAGAGCAAUAGAGGAGCGCGAGAGUCAGGCGGAUCGGAAUCCUUCGCGCUUUCAUUCAUCGCGCGAGGCGUCUUGGAGGCGCGAGGACCGACUCGAGGGGGACGGUCGAGAGGCGGUGUGAAGCGGAGGAGAGCCAAACCGCACAGAGUGGGAUCUCGAGUGGCCGCAAUCGCCGUCAAUCGAGACGUCGAAGAACAGAAGCGACAGCCGACGUCCAGAGGACGCGCCAGGAAGACGGAAGACUGUUCCUGUAGGUUUACGGAGCAUUCGACUUAUUCGCCGUGCCGACUCGGCAGCGAACACGACGACUGGCAGCACCGCGUUCGCGGCUUAAGAUCCACCACCAAUCGAAAACCAAUCGAGUUACUUAUUUUCGGCGGAAACUUGAUCGCGAAUCAAAAUUCGAAGUUGUAUCGACGUUCUUGGAUCUAUAAUUUUCAGUCAGUGAGACAUGUUAUGUUUAUAAUAACUCCAUGAACUUAUUAUUCCGCAGUUAUCUUUUUGCGCGACACGAGUUUAAUUACGGCAGUUAUACCAUCGCGAUUUUCUUACGAAUACGAAAUUUGCAUGUGCUGCAUAUUUUGAUAGACGUUUCAUUAAGUUCGCACGUCCUGAAUGAGUAGCUGUAACUAAUGAAGGCUGACGAAGCGAAUGCGAUGAAUAUUUACCCUCUCUUUUCCUCUCUAUUCCCUAUAUUCCGUAUCAUUCGCGCUUAUUUCUCCUUUGAUAUUUUUAUACAGAAUAUUUCUGCGGCUGAUAGACUUAAGUCCCCCGUCAAAGAUCUUUUACUGGAGGACGUCGCUUCUGCUGGCACGUUACUUCAUUAGGCUUUGUAACCCCGCGCAUCCAUCCUCCUAGACGGCGAAAUGCGUCUCGCGCGGCAUUAUCCGUAAUGGCAGCCGGCGUAAUAGACUUUACCAUUCCUCCACCCGUUAUUCGUUAUGCGUCGACUUUCUUCCGUAGCGUUUUCUCAGGUGAUAAUAUUUCUUUGCGUGCGCGCGCACUGCACGCACGUACACGCUGCGUUCGAAGUUCCUGACUUCGAUUUUUACGACAACUAACGUAGUGUCUCGUGAUGACGAGUGCCAGGAAACCUGUUUGUACGUUCAUAAUUAAGUCUCUUCUUUUUUCAGGAAGAAAAGACAGUAUCGAAUAAAAAAAAGGGGAAUAGACCGAGUUCUUUUGCGGUGGCGUUAAUCCGAGUCCAAUAGUCUUAUCUUAUCCUGUCGGUCGAACGAAAGGUCGGUGCGACCGUCUCGAAUAGACGCAAUUAGCGUAAUUAAUGUUAUUGACUUGCGUCUCUCUCUCCCUGUCCCGCUAGAUUAGAUAGACGACGUAACCGAAUCGAUCGAUUUGCGAGACGUAACUCGUGCAACAAGAUGUGCAAAUGGCGACAGGUGUUCAAGAGCGUGACAUAAGAGUAUUCGUCCGCCGCCACUGCCGCCGGCGCCGUCGUAAUUUCGACAGUGCGGCACUCUAAACGACGGUAGCAAAAAUGAAAAAUGUAUAAGUACUUCUUUGGGAAUAAUAUGCGGCUCCGCCCCACCCCACCCCCGUCCCCCUCGCGUUUCCUCAUUUCUCCUCUUUUACCUGAAAAAUUCAGAUGUUCAUCUUUAUUCCCUCGCGAAGUAGUAAAAGGAGGAAUUCUCUUCUCACUUCAAGGAUAUCUGUGAAAUAUAUCGUGUUCAAUCACCUGGGGGGCGCGCGAAACGUCGAAUAUACAAAAUUCGUAGAAGGGACGACGAUAAAUUAUCGUUACCCAUUCCUCAACGGUGCCUUAACGACGACACGUUAGUUUAACGUGACUUCUCCGUCACGUGACGGACAAGUAUAACGAAGAUGAAGCGGUCGGUGAGACGAGGGCGACAAGGGACGGCGUAUACAUAUGGCAUUUGUUUUGGGGGUUUGGAGGGGGAAGAGGAAAUACUCUCUUUCGGCCGGAAAAUAUAUCGCGUUCGCGAGCAUGUGCUGAAUUCGAUCGAAUGGAAUUAUGUAAAGCGGCUGCUCGGUGUAUGAGUAAAAUUUAUUACCGCAAUAACAGUCGUGUGUACGAUACGUACUGCGGGGGAAUAAAUAAAAUGAAAUAGGAAAUCAUAUAUAUUUACGAGAAGAGCCGACGACUCUCCCCCCCCUCUCUCUCUCUCACACUCUCUCCCGACAUGUAAGUAUCCAGGAUUCCUCCGUACACAAAACGGCUUUCCUCGUGCGAAACGAAAAUCGAUAAUCGCGAAACAAUCAGCGAUCUCCAGCGAUGUGCGGUAGAAUGGCGAUCGGUUUUUCGAACGAAGGGAGAGAGGGGGAGGGGUAGCGGGGCGACUGUCAUAAAUUACAACUGUGUCAUUUCGCGAUCACAUUCUUCCGAUAACCAAUCCGAGUACCGUCUCUCUUUAGGCCUUAAUAACAAGACUCAGCCGGCACGAAAGCUUAUCGGCUUUGGCGACGAUAUACGCUCGACGGCGAAGGGAGUGCGUGUAAAAAGAUCGGGGACGAUUUUUCAGAAUUUGUCCCCUCGCCUUUAAGAAAGCUGCCGCGCCCGUCUCAAACGUCUGCCAUCGCGAUCCAUUAGCUGUGAGAUAAUAUUGUGCAAACACGUCGUGCGGACGCGAAAGACCGAUCGUCGUUAAUCGAGAUACAAUGGGGGCAUUGAAAACAAAUAAGCGGUGACUGCUUGCUAAUCGUCACGUGUCAGAAAUAAGGACUAAUCGUUGCUUCGGAAGAAUUUUCAGAGCAAUAUGUAUUUUUAAAACGAGUUUAAUUAUUCCCUCGGAGUAUUUAGAAAACUAAAAAUUGCUAUUAGUUUAGAUUUGUAUUCACAAAGGAAAUAAUUAUACAAGAUAAAUGCAUUAUUAUUUGUAUUCAUACGUUUAAUUACAAUUUCAAAAGAAAAAUGGUCAAAAUCGAAGAAAACGAUGUGCCCUCGUGACUCUUUCGAUUCUUUGGUCAAUCAUGAAUAAUUACUUAAGUUUAUGGCUGCAGCGGCCGUAAUUUAAGAGACUUAAGAGAUCUUACAAUAAAUUAAAUGAGAACGGAGAAUAAACUACCUCGGCUCGGACGUAUGAAAAAAAAUACUGAAGUCCGAAAGUGAUUUAAAAGAUUAAACAUAUAUGUCGAACUGUUAUCGCGUGCGCUUACAGUGAUACGAAAAUGAAGGUAUUAAAGUUUUUGUUAUAUAAGAAAAAUAUCAAUGUAACGUAAUAAUAAAGAAAGCUAUAAAACGGAGAAGAAGCUCGCGAGAAAGGAGCACGAUCUAA